AUGUUCAAUAGGGCAAAGAAGGAUUUCAGGGUCGAAGUUCUUGUGCCUCCAAGAGGAAAGAGAAGGGGCAAGCAUCCUGGUUUCCGGAUAAGACCUCGAGUUACUAGGCCUCAGUUUGGGUCGAGAUGUCCUAUGUUUCUGGAGAAUGACGUAGUUGUCGUUGACCAUUCAAUGAAGCCUAGUACAUCAGAAAGGAGCGUGGAAUUUGCACGGUCGGAGUCUUCAUCUUCCCCUAGUCACUCGGAGAAUAAGAGAAACCGUUUGUAUGCUCCCCUUUCGGCUUUAUCGUCACGUCUUUGCUUUGAUCGUUCCGAGCAAUUCCGUCAUACUCACAGUGAAGAGGAGGAUGCAAGCAGUGCGGCUCAGCCAUCCACAAGUAGACAAGAUAUUCAGCAACCAAAACCCAAAGAGGCGGGGAGGGAAAUAGUUUUCUGUAAGAGUGAAACGUCAGCGCCUCCACCACGAAAGCCAAUAACGAUGAAUGAUGAUCCUCCACCUCGGAAGGCAAUAACGAUGAAUGAUGAUCGAGCGGCGCCCUCCUCUAGCACUUUUCGUAAAAAGGACAUAGUGUUUCGGAGGGGUUUUCAGGAAUCACGUGUACCUGAUCCAGCUCCAAGGAAAAGACAGGUGCCUACAAAAGAUGAUCUGGAGAAGUCCCCGCCGUCAGAACGACAUGUGCACAAGUCUGAAACAUUGACCGUUAUUAUACCUCAGAGGAGGGUUGCUUUGCAGAAACAGGAGCAGAAAAUUGCUCAAUCCACAAAGUCAACGGAAUCUUCCCCCAUUGUCGAGAAUAAGCCAGCUACCGUACCACCCUCUAAUGGCCACUCAAAGAACAAAGACGAGAUGCAGCCCGUGAGCGAUGAUGAAUCCGGUGACGAAUUGGAUGGCGGGGUACAUUCAUCAAUAUUUUCUUUAGGAUUGAUCGAUCCUCCGGUCAUCAAAUCGACGAUUUCUGAGGAAAGCUUCAUACCGUACUCUUUGGAUACACACAUGCGUUUUCCAAUCAGGACAGCAGUGUACGCGGUUACGACUCAUUCUAUUGAGCAAAAAGUUUUCGUACUGCGGAACAAUUUUAGCAUGUCGCCGACUAAAGCCAAGUUUUGCAAGGACUUUAAUGCAGCAAACGCAAUCCUGUAUUUGAAGGAUCCCAAAAUGAUCAAACAAGUGGACAGCCAACUACAAAACCUCGAUGUGAAUAAAUGGAUGAAGUUCUCGUGGAAAGUAAGAAUGAAGGCGGCUAUGGCCAAGGUUAGUUAUUUUUCAUCCAAAUAA
Cooperia oncophora is the source of this 1275-nucleotide messenger RNA. The record is from the annotation of a GenBank genome assembly. NCBI's taxonomy places the organism in Eukaryota, Metazoa, Nematoda, Chromadorea, Rhabditida, Trichostrongylidae.